Molecule: messenger RNA, 546 nt
Organism: Orycteropus afer afer
Lineage: Eukaryota; Metazoa; Chordata; Mammalia; Tubulidentata; Orycteropodidae
Gene: HES3
Product: hes family bHLH transcription factor 3
Biological process (GO): anterior/posterior pattern specification; regulation of transcription by RNA polymerase II; regulation of neurogenesis
Cellular component (GO): nucleus
Molecular function (GO): RNA polymerase II cis-regulatory region sequence-specific DNA binding; DNA-binding transcription factor activity, RNA polymerase II-specific; protein dimerization activity
Source: RefSeq, a predicted model, not a curated record
AUGGAGAAGAAGCGACGUGCACGCAUAAACGUGUCACUGGAGCAGCUCAAGUGUCUGCUAGAGAAACACUACUCACACCAGAUCCGAAAACGCAAGUUGGAAAAGGCAGACAUCCUAGAGCUGAGCGUCAAGUACAUGAAGAGCAUGCAGAGCUCCCUGCAAGGGCUCUGGCCGGCCCCUGGCGGCGCCGAGUACCCACCCGGCUUCCGCGGCUGCCUGCCAGGCGUGAGCCAGCUCCUGCGGCAUGGUGAGGAGGGGAACGGCCUGCACUGCCCCCUGGUGCUGGAGUGCACGGGCGGCAGCACCAUGGACAGCGCCGGACCCAGUUCCUGCCCCGAGGCGCUCGCGUUGCACUGUCCGAAUGGCCACUCUGCCUGGGUUGCCGCUCCGGUUCCGGCCACUGGCAGCCCACGGUCCCCGCCACCGCGGCUGCUCCUUGCCAGUGGCCCUCCUGGCCUGUCAACCAGCGUCUCGGCUCCUCAGCCAGCCUCGCGCCGCCGCCCCGACAGCCCGGGCCCGGGGCUGCGCGUGUGGCGACCCUGGUGA